Messenger RNA from Penaeus monodon (black tiger shrimp), 3779 nucleotides. Its product is annotated as terminal nucleotidyltransferase 5C-like. Gene Ontology annotation, biological process: mRNA stabilization. The record is from RefSeq and is a predicted model, not a curated record. Gene Ontology annotation, molecular function: poly(A) RNA polymerase activity; RNA binding. Lineage: Eukaryota; Metazoa; Arthropoda; Malacostraca; Decapoda; Penaeidae.
CAGAGCGGCAGUCUCGGCACCACCGAAGAGCGACUUCGCAUCAAGAUGGAAGGUCUCAUCAACGUCAAUAUGGACGACCAGAGGUUCGCGGUCCUGAGUUACGAACAGGUUCGACGACUGAAUGACGUGCUGCAUGAGGUCGUGCCCAUCCACGGGCGCGGGAACUUCCCGACGCUGGAGAUCCGCCUGCGGGACCUGGUGUCGAUGGUGAGGGCCAAGCUGGAGGCCGACUCCAUGACGGUGCGGGACAUUCGCAUCAACGGCGGCGCCGCCUCGCACAUCCUGGCCACCGAGGCCGACCAGGCCUACAACGACCUCGACCUCAUCUUCGCCGUGGACCUGAGCAGCCCGAGGAAUUACGACCGCGUGAAAAAUGCCGUGCUGGAAGUGCUAGUGGAUUACCUGCCCGAGGGCGUGAGCAAGAAGCGCAUGUCGUCGUGCUCCAUGAAAGAGGGCUACGUCAACAAAAUGGUCAAGGUCAACGACUCGGACCGAUGGUCGCUCAUCUCGCUCUCCAACAACGGCGGCAGGAACGUCGAGCUCAAGUUCGUCGACAGCAUGAAGCGGCAGUUCGAGUUCUCUGUCGACUCCUUCCAGAUUGUUCUCGACUCGCUCCUGCUGUUCUACGACUGCGCCGAGAUGCCCAUCAGCGAGAACUUCUACCCGACGGUGGUGGGCGAGAGCGUGUACGGCGACUUCUCCGAGGCGCUGUACCACCUGCAGAAAAAGUUCAUCGCCACCAAGAACCCCGAGGAGAUCCGCGGCGGCGGCCUGCUCAAGUACUGCAACCUGCUGGUCAAGGACUACGAGCCCGCGCGCCCCGAGGAGAUCAAGACGCUCGAGCGGUACAUGUGCUCGCGCUUCUUCAUAGACUUCCCCGACGUGAACCAGCAGCAGUCCAAGCUGGAGGCGUACCUGUGGAACCACUUCGUGGGCGCCGACGAGGCGCUGCGCUACGAGUACCUGAUGGUGCUGCACCGUGUGGUGGACGAGUCCACCGUCUGCCUCAUGGGCCACGAGAGGCGCCAGACCCUCAACCUCAUCGACGAGUUGGCCUGUCAAGUCUUCUACACUGAACAGCAGCGGCUCUACGCCAAACAGCAGCAGCACUGCAGCGACACCAGUAGCACCACCAGCAGCAGCAGCAGUAGCAGCAGCAGCAGUUUCGACGUUCACAUAGCUCCUCCGCCGCCCGUCAUUUACAGCAACGGCUACUACUACGCGCCCAUCGUGCCCGCGCCCGCACCGCCGCAGUCGUACACGUGCACGUGCGGGUGGCUGCAGUGCGCCUAGUGCCAGUGCCCUGCCCGGGCUCCUCGGGCCCCGAGCCCGACCGCGGCCCGCUCAGUGCCAACAGCAAACACCUGGUGACGUUGCGUAGGGCUGGCCCUCGAGCCGCGCCGCCCGCCGAGGAGUGCGGUGGCACGCCCCCGGGACACAGGCGGCGGCGGCCACUGACUUGUAACGCCUCCAUUUUCCAUUGACGCGAGGUAGUGGCGGCGACAGGGCCAGACCAGCGGUGGCAAGCAGGCAGCAGCAGAGGCAGCAGGCUGGUGACAACCUGGCCCUGCUGCCCUUGCUGCUGCCGACACUGCUGACCGCAGCGCCACCGACAAUUGUGAUAUGUACAUGACGAGUAAGUGUGUAGUUCCGUUCCGUAGGAUUCCACGCCAUAGCCACCGACCGUGUGUCGUUACGUUCGCCAAAGGAGUAUUAUUUCAAUGACUGCUGUAAAGGAGUGACCCGUUCAGUGAGCCCACAUGACCAACACACGAUCGUUACCAGCUGGAGGCUCGCCAGGUGGUGACGUCACGGCGACAUGUUGCCGACCCAGCAAGGCACACACGCACGCACGCACGCUCACCCUAAAGACUGUUUGAUGGACUAAAGUGAUUCUUGCGAGACCAGAAAGAGAGAAAAUACAUAAUAAUGAAAUGAAAGCUGAAAAUCGAGUGGCAGACAGCGAGAGACUGUGAGAAGCCUGCCAGAGCGAGCGAAGGCAGGUUGCCAGGCGUGCACGAGGCAGCGAUCCUCGGGCGGCGAGGGGAGAGGCGCCCCCCUCGCCCGACAGGUGGUGACGACGCUGCCCGAGAGAAGAGAGACUGACAAGGGAUAUGACAGUGGAUGUGGUGCCGUCCGUCCCCUCCCCUCCUCCCCAGCCACACUUGCCCUCUUCCCCCUCCCCUUCCCCUCCCCUCAGCCAGGACAGGGAGUCGUAGUGCGUGUGUUUGUGUGCGCGCGCGUGUGCAGGACGCAGGUCGUGCCGCCAGAAUGCCAUGCUGGAUGGACACACCUGCUCCUGCGCCCCCCACCCCCACCCCGACCCCUUCCUCCUGCUGUGGGCGUCCAUUGAUAAGCAGACUCCCCAACCUCCUUCCCUCCUCGCCCUCCUCCUCCCCUUCCUCCUCCUCCUUCUCCUUCGCCUCCUCCCUCGGGCCCUCCUGACCCCCACCCCCCCAGGUGGUGGUUCCCCUGCAGCCAAGUCUACAGGAUGAUACUGACCUCCUUGACCCGAGGCCCCGACCCCUGACCCAGCACCUCCUGCAUGUGACUCUGGUCAUGGCAGCCUCAGGUGAUGGGUCGGAUCCUGGAGGACCGGCGGCCAACUCUACGACCGUGAGAUUAAACUUGGGUCGACCUCCCGCUCUCCAGCCCCGCCCAGCACCUCGGCCCGCACGGAGAACACAACGCGACGACGACGACGACGACGAUGACGAUGACGACGGCUGCGACGACGUUCCAGUUCGACGUUCGAUGGGUUCGACGUCAUCGCUCGCUGCCGCCGUCGGGUCGCUGCCUCCCGAUGGAUCGACUCUUCCGCUACAGGAAUCGAGUCGGUGAUGAUUAUCAGAUGAUGAUAAAGGAGGAGGAGGAAGAGGAGAAGGAGAAGGAGGAGAAAAUGUAGUGGAAAGGGAAAAUAGGAUAAGAGAGAGAGAGAGGUGUUUGCCGCCUUUUUUUUUUUUCCUUUACUCUUUACGGGGGGACUCGAAGUAAAGCCACGACGUCCGACCAGCAAGAGGGAAGGAAACCCCACGAACCAACGACUUCCGCAGCGCCGCCCGCAGGAGGGGAAGGAAGGAGGACGAAGGGAGGAGGAGAAACCGUAAUCGAAAAAAAAAAUCUCGUCCUACUCCAGUCUCAUCGUCUCUCGGAGGAAGCAACAGUCAAGCAAGCAAGCAAACGAGGAAGAAGCGGCGCCAGAAACGUCAUGGACAGCCCCGACGACCCGGAAAAGGCACGACCACCGGCGCCAUCUGCGAGAAGAAAGUACGACCGUCACUCCGGACACCUUAGGUUCUAAAUGAUACUUUUAGAAGACGACCGAAGGAAAAAAAAUGGAUUUUUUUUUUCAUAUACAUAUAUAUAUAAAGGUGUCGUUGGCAACCAGCUAUACUAAAAAAAGAAAAGAAAACUUUAAAAAAAAAAUGAUAAUAAUGAUAAAGAAAACUAGAAAAAUUUGGUGCUGCUUUACACGUUCUCAAUCUUUCGUGUGUGUAUGUGUCAUGGAAAUGAAGGAGCUGUAAUAAGCGGGCCCGUCACGCGAAUCUGUUCUUUCCGGACGAGGCUUGUGGCUAGUUAUGUAAGAAAGAUAACAUUAGCAAAUUGAAAUUAAUAAAAAAAAGAGUUGUGAUAAGUUGUCUAAAGGGUUGAUGAAAGAUGGUUACCACCUGAACCCCAAGCGAGAGGGUGUUGGCCACCUGGCGGGCCAGUCCGGCACGAGGUGUCACAAAUGCUGGAUUGAACCUGAAGCGACCCACGAUGAAAGAAAGAAAAAAAAA